Messenger RNA from Culex pipiens pallens (northern house mosquito), 4555 nucleotides. RefSeq lists its product as uncharacterized. Lineage: Eukaryota; Metazoa; Arthropoda; Insecta; Diptera; Culicidae. The coding region runs from base 265 to 4308 and encodes 1347 amino acids. Gene Ontology annotation, cellular component: membrane. Gene Ontology annotation, molecular function: G protein-coupled receptor activity. The record is from RefSeq and is a predicted model, not a curated record. The transcript has 21 exons.
CCGGCCGGCUUCCGGGGCAACAAAUGCGAGAUCAGCGAGUACGACGAAAUCACAGGAUGCAACCUGGACAACGGUGAGGACUGCUUCCGGCAGUGCAUCUACACCGAGGACGGGGGCCGGGACGCUGCCUGCAAGUGUGAUCAAAGCAUAUCGUCUUCCUCACGUGGCCGGGCAAAGUACGUGGUGACGGCGCGCCUCGCAAACUCGUCUUACUUCGAAACCAACGAAAACGGUGAACGGCAGCUUACGGAAAACACCAUCACGAUGCUGGAAAAACAUAUAAAUCGCUCCCUGCGGAACGCCAAUAUUUCCAAAAUAAACGACCUCGAAGUGUUUUCCGGCAAGGCCAACAACGAGGUAACGUUUCAGUUUUUCGGCGCAAAAAUUGAUUCCGGCCGCGUCCGGGAAACGAUGGAGCGGCUGGUGGAGCAGCAGCAGCAGCGAGGAAGUGGCGGCCGGGGCAGUGCCAGCGGAAACGUAAGCUUUGCCCCGUUCAAGCCCAACUUCCGCCAGGACGCCGGGCUAAUGCUGCAGUCCGUGGUCGUCAAUCAGAAGGGCCCGGUCCGGGAGAACACCGAGUUCAUCCUGUCGUGCGUGGCCCAGGGCUCGUCAACGAUGACAUUUCGCUGGUACAAGAACGGCUUCUUCGUGAACGUGACAAAGGCAACGCGGAACAUGUGGACCCGGCUGCUGCCGCUGGACUCCAAGGAUCACUACACGGCCCUGCUGGGCAUCACCAAGGCGAGCCGACUCGACGAGGGCAUCUACACCUGCCAGGUAAACGACAUGGGAAUGCAGCAGUGCCGUUCGACCAAGGUGCAGAUCCUGGGCGCGCCCCAACUCCGCGUUGACCCCCCGAGUGUGACGCUUUUUCGGGGCGAUUCCCUGCUGCUGCGCUGCCUCUCGCAAGACUCCGACCAACAGUACGGCACACUCGGGUACAGCUGGACGAAGAACGGUGCCCUGUUUCAGUCGGAUCCCGCCGUCGAGAUUUGGGAGGACCUCUAUCCGGACGGGAGCAUCCUAAAGGUGAAAAACGUCCAGAAAAGUGUCGUGUACACGUGCAUCGUGUCCAACUCGGUGGCGCCCAUCUCCAAGAGUGUCCACGUGACGGUGGUGGAGUCCGGGUCGGUAACGCUCUGUCCUAAGAAUGCCGAUUACGGCGUAAGCUGGCCGCCGAGUGCGUCCGGGCCGGCAGUCCUGGCAGAUUGUCCCAAGCGUGGGGAUGGUCAGGCUAAGCGGAUCUGCGAGCAGCGGGACAUUGGCCGGCCGGAGUGGCUCAUGCCGGAUUUUUCCGAGUGCGUUCCGGACGGUGUUAUCGAGAUUGAGAAUGAGUUUCGCGGGCUCACCUUUGGCUACCAGAAAACCAACGGCACGAGCGUGCUGCAGUCGUGCCUGGAAUACGCGAUCAAGCACUACCGGAGCUUUCUGCCGGGGGAGGGAGGAGUGCUGCUGGCGCUGCUUCAGCAGAUAUUCCGCUACAUCGAAAACACCGGCAGCCAGCACGAGCAGGAAGUGGCCUCGGACAUCAUUCUGCGCGUCGUGGACGUUAUUAUGCAGAAUAAAUUAUCGUUGAAUAAUCAACAGCAAAUCAAGCAGCUGCAGGACCUGGUCCAGUCGGCAGCCCUGAACCGCGAAACGACGAUAGCGGCCCCGAUUUCGUCGUCGUCCUCGCUGUCCUCGUCGUCCUCGGCCGCGUCCAAGGCAUCGCUGGCCGCGGCCACCACCGUUACGCACCAGCUGAACUCGUUCUACCUGUACACCGAGUCCGUCAAGGGGCUGCCCUUCAACCUGCAGAUCUACGGCGAUCAACUGUACUCGGACCAGCUGUACAUGGAAAUGGACGUAACGAGCUCCCUCGUGGACAUCGUUUCGAACGGAACCGUGCUCGUUACUGUCAUCUCGUACAAAAAUCUGACCACCUUCCUGCCCCGGUUCUACUUUGCCAAAAACAGUUUUGGCACCGAUAUCGAUUACAUCCCGGCCUCGAAAAUCAUCUCCACCUGGCUGUACUACGCGAACCGGACCGGGUACGAGCCCACCAACCGGCCGCUGCACGUGCCACUCGAGGCCGCCCACGUGGAGAUCAUCUUCCAGCACGAGAGCUCGCCGACGAGCGAGUGGGUGCCACUGUGCGGGUACGACGCCAAAGCAACGUUCGAGCCGACCUGGCGAACCGACCUGUGCAUCACCGAGAAUCUGAUGGAGAACAUCACCCGCUGCAUUUGUCCAUUAUCGGGCACGUUUGUGGUGCUGCUGGCCAAGAAAAACUACAACGCCUCGGUGCCCAAAACGACGGUCCGCCCCAUCCUGGUGGUGAUCAGCUGCGGAUGUUGCUUCCUGCAGUCGUGCGUCGCGUUUGCCAUCAUGCUGCCGGUGCUGUACCAGCGGCGGUGCUGUGUCACCUUCCUCAAGAUGCAGUUCUGUGCGGCCACCUCGCUGGCGAUGGCCAUUUUCAUCCUCGGGCUGCUGCAGCUGUUCCCGGUGGAAUGGUUCAGCGUGGUUAUUGCCCUGCUGACGGCGUUCCUCCUGCUCGGGUCGUCAACCCUGGUGGCCAUCACGGUCCUCGUCACGACCGAGCUGGGACCACGCAAGUUGACCGCCGCCACCAGCACGCUUGCCACCGGCAUAUCCGGCAGCAUCGGUCUCAGCUGGUUCCUGCCGAUCCUCUGCGCUACCUCUACGCCCCUGGUCUACAGCGUCCUGUUCGAAUCGCCCGAGCACUGGUGGCACACAACGGACUCGUUCGGUUUCGUGCUCUUCAUCGUGAUCGAAUCGCUGUUUGUGAUACUGUUCCUGCUGCUGUUUCUUACGUUGAUGAAGAAGCUGCUCUACUUGGCCAAGAAGCACGACAAACACAACACCUCCAUCCUGAGGCGGAUAGGGCUGCUGUACCGGACGGCCAUGCUGUUCGUGUCCAACGUGCUGUGCCAUACGUUCUACUUGGUGUACUUGAACACCGAGGACCUGCUCGCCGGGUACGUCUUCAGCGCUGCCAGUAUUAUUAUGGGCUUCUGCAUCCUGUUCAGCUUCGUGAUAAAGGCUGAGGUGAAGCACGAGUCGGAGUCAACCAGUAGCAAAUCUAGUACCAAAAAUAGUUUAGAAGAUAACUGUUGUUCGGGAUCAAUAAAUAGUCCGUUAAGUUUUUAUACAACCCAAGAUCUAGAUAAGGAUAAUGAAUGUCUGCCCUCGGCCGGUGGUGGCGCUGGGAAAACAACGAAAAUUCCGCUGACAAUACUGCCCUCACCCCAGCAGCAGCAGCAACAACAGGUGACCUCGCACAUCACCACAAUCGAACCGUGUCUGCACAGCAUGGAGACAUACAUGGGCGGGGGUGGCAGCGUCGGUGGUGGAAUAUGCAACAUUGUGUCCCACGAGGGUCCUCCGGCGGUGGUCAGUGCCUCGGGGCCGGGACUGUGCAACUUCAACGCGAAAACACGCUGCUAUGAACUCCAACAGCAGCAGCAACAGCAAGGACAUCCGUCAGUGCCAGUGUCCUCGUCCUCGGUGGAGAAUCCUAGUAUUAUAUCAACGACAGCAGUGCCUCCUUCAUCCGGCGCCUCGGCGGCUGGGUUGGGCCCAGGUGGUCAAUACGAUUGGGCCCAGCAGCAGCAGCAGAUUCAGCAGAUGAGUUGUACCUCCGGUGGACUACGGGACGCCUACGGCGGCCAUCAGAUGUACCUGGUCCAGCAGCAGCAGCUUCAACCGCUGUUGCAGCCCGAAACGAACGAGUUUGUCGGUGUCAGCGGGCUGGACAUCCUGAAAGGUGUCGGGCAGGACAGCAUCAUCGGCAUCCGCAGCCAGGCGCUGGAAAUUAGCGACCCCUCCGGUCUGGGUCCCAAAAAGAUGGUCACCGUGCUAGAUCCCGCUUCGGGUGCCCAGCUCGCCAUUUCCUCACCCCCUUCGUCCCUGUGCACGGCCGCCGCCGUCCCGACCGUCGGCAUCCUGGUAGUAACGAAUGACCAAGUGCAGCAGCAGCAGCCCCCUCCAGCGCCAGUGAUAACGAUAACGGAGACGGGCGAGCCCAUCGAAGGAAUGCUGGACCGGAUCUCGCACGAUCUGGACUACCUGCUGAACCGUACCGCGGAGGUGCCUACCGUAGUCCCCAUCCAGCUGAGGCCACCCGGCGGGGGUCCCAGUAGUAGCAGUAGUAAUUGUAACGGUGCAGGACCAUCAACGACAAAUGACGGAAGUGGCGUGGGGAUGUGUCCGUCGUCGUCGUCGCAAAAGUCACCCCUGCUGUCGUCCUGCCACAGCAGCAGUGUUCACGAAGUAAUUAUCGAAGAGUCUGAAGAAGUAGAUAGCUAAACUGGUUCUCCCACGUGGUGGGAGGGGGAACGGGGGGUCGAUCGGUAGAGCAGAGACACUGCCUUUCUGAUAAGUCUCGCAACUAACUUACUCUCUACCUAUCUAGAGAAGUAGUUACUCGAAAUGUGUAGGAAAAUUGUGGUUGUGUUGGUGUGCAAGUAUGUACGAUGGUGUGAAUGUUUGGAAAAUGGCAUUUUCUUGGAAUGGUAGUGAUAUCUAUAACGCUUGUUGGCAAAGGACUGACUUG